This is a messenger RNA of Ruditapes philippinarum (Manila clam), 3838 nucleotides long. RefSeq lists its product as uncharacterized. The record is from RefSeq and is a predicted model, not a curated record. The transcript has 11 exons. Lineage: Eukaryota; Metazoa; Mollusca; Bivalvia; Venerida; Veneridae. Bases 604 to 2172 code for a protein of 522 amino acids.
GAUAUAUGAUUCAUAUUCAACAAUUGUUAAGUACUUAGCCUGAGUGCAUUAUAGUUUAUAUUGUACUGUUCGAGUUUAUAUACGCAGUAAAUCAAUCAAAAUUACGUGAUUUAAAACGACUGAGUAAUGAAACAAGAAAUUUAAUAAUGAAAAAGCUUCCAUGUUCUUUAUUGAUGUGAUAAUGCGGUUGUUGUAGUUUUGGUGUUUUUGUUUUUUGUUGUUUUUUUGUUGUUAUUGUUGUUGUUGUUUUAGGGAGGGACAUGGUUUGUUUGUUCUUUUACCUAUUUAAUUCAUUUGUCAUGUAAGGAAGGUAAAGGAGGGUGGAGCAAGGCGUCCGUAGUCGAGUAAUUAAUGCCGCUGACUUCAAAUAACCUGCCCCUCACUACUCAGGGUUCGAAUCACGCAAGGGUGUUUGGAUACUGUUAUGUUAAGAAGCUAUCCAGCAGCUCAAAGAAUGCUGGUGGUUCUACCCAGGUGCCCGUUUGUGCCUGAAAAAAGAUGCACGGAGCGGCACCUGAUGUCUUCCUCCACCAGUAAAGCUGGAAAGUCGCCAGAUAACCUUUAUAGCGUUGAUGCGACAUCAAACUUAACCAAACUGAAAAGAUGUACAGCACCAAUAACUCUUUACCAUGGUUCGAAUCCAGGCAGACAUGUGAUCUAGCCACACCACCUUACGAACUCUUCUUUGGUGAGCUGAAAGUAAAUCUUAAAGUUAAUAUAUCAAAGGAGCAUUGGAUAGGAUACUUCAAAGCUGUCACAGGAUUCGAGUACAUAGCUUGCAUACCAUUCGUAGAGUUUAAGGCGAGGAUAACGUUACCAUCAAUGACCCAAGGAUUAUGUUAUUCAGCCUGUGGGAAGAAGCCAACAUUUGGCAUCAGAUCAACAACAUGUUAUUGUGAGGAUGAGAUAGGUUACGACGAAAGUUUACAAUUUUCUUCUCCCGUUGAGUGCGUGUCAAUCUACAAAGUAAAUAAAGAUGUGGUCAAAAAUCACCCUGAAGGCGCCGACAAAUCAAAGUGUAUGACAUUCCAAACUCAGCCAGAAAAUAAACAUCAGUUAUCUAAGCUGUAUAAAUGGACCGACUGCGGACAAUACUUCAAGCUCUUUUGUGAAAAUGUUGAUAUUGGGUCACAUAAUGAAGUAGACAACGAAUGGAAGGAAAGCGCAGAAAAGUGUUUUAACAGAUCAAGCCAUCCACUUAGAUACAAUGACCUACAGGCAAAAAAGAUGAACUUUACUGGUCCGGUAUGGACAAGCCUCAUUUGCAGUGACGUCAUUUAUGAAUAUAAAGAAUAUGAUAACCGUCUGCCAAAUAUUCGAUUUGGGUAUGUGAAGGGAACAAAAACUGAUGCUGUUCUCAAAUUCACUUCUGACGAUACUCAAUAUAAAGCUUUAUGUAUAGGUGGUCAAGGAAGGAAAACCAAUACUGGACCAACUAAAACUUCAUUCAGCUCUGCAUCAACGAAAAAAAGUACAAGCAAGUAUUCUGAUACAUCAGCACAAUCAUCUACCACAUCAAUGUAUAGUAGUAGUUCAUUGGCUAUACAGGUGUCAUCCAACCGUACAUCAAUGAAACUGUAUGGAGAACAGAAUGUCGGCAAUGAGGAUGGAGAUUCUACAGUCUAUGUCAUUGUUGGUGCCUCAGUUGGGACUUUAGUGGCUGUUGGUAUAUUAGCUGUUACCGUUGUUGUGAUAUUCAGAAGGAGACGAUCAGCCACACCAAAAAUAUCAAAUACUGAACAUGAGGUUGUUUAUAGCAACGCAACAUCAAGUGACAUUCCCUUACAUUUGGCAGAGAACGCUAGUGUGCCCAAACCAAAUGCUGACAGUUCUUAUUCCCAGGCAUAUGGUCUUGGUAAGGAAAAUCUAACUAAAUCAUGCACAUUAGAUGAAAAAUAUGAUACCACUAAAGCUGGUGUUAAAAACAUGAGUAAUCCAAACGAUAACAUUUAUAACAAGUUGGGAGCAGAUGAAACGUACGACAUCACUGGUCCUGAAAAAAGUGCUAAAUUCAAUGAAAGUAGCAAUAUGUAUGGCAAACUGAAUGAAGAUAUGGAAAAUGUUUACAAUACAGCCGGAACUGAAACGAAAAAUCAAAUUGUGAGCGAAAAUAUAUAUAAUAAAGGUGGUAAAAACAUUGAUGAAACAUAUGAUCAUGUGUCCAACAAAUAAAUUGCAACAUUUGUUAUUUAUAAAACAUUCCUGCCAUUUCUCAUUAAGAAAGUCUCAAGUUAGUUUGAAAUAAGUCCAAGAUCAUUUAAAACCAAGGUAGCAAACUGGAUAUUAUUAAUGAUUUUGUGAAAUGUAUGUUCUUUUCAUGUACGUAACCUUUUGCAACAGUGACAUCAAUGUUAACACAUUAAGUGUUACUCAUGGGUACAACUAGUAGAAGGGUGAUCGUCAUUUAAAUCGUUUUGCAGCUGUUAGUUCUCUUACAUUACUCUUAUGUAUGUAUUAUGAGCCGUUUAAAUAUCAAGGACAAAAUUGACUUAUUUAUUUGGAGUAUACAACAAGUGGUCUUUUUGGGCCAAGAGAUUGAUAUGGCUAUGUGUUCAUAAGUGAUGAAAUAUCAUUUAGAUGUUAUAAUAUCUAUUUGCCGCUUAAAUCAUGAAAACAAUAUCGCUUACUAAAUAUAAGGAAGGCAAAAUUGACUGAAGACUAGUAUGCACGCUAUUUUUUUUAAUGAUACAUUACAGAAAAAAAGUUAAUGUAAAACUUAGCGAGUUGUAUUUCUUGUACAAUUUUUUGGGACAAAUUUUGUCCAAAAUGGUCUUUAUAUUGUUAAUUGAAAUAACAUAGGUGGAAUAGGUGAACAAUUAUUGUAUAGUUAGCAUAGUGUUGCGAUUAUAAAGACUUGUCAUUUCCUAUUUAGAAUAAUACCAAUGUUAGGGUGGUUUUCACAGUUAUUUUGUUCGCAUUCACUUUAACGUUCUCGCCAACCGUCGAACAAUUUCGAUGGGAUAUGCCUGAAAAGGUUUAAUUAUUAACAAUUAAUUUUUCAUGUUCAGAAGGAAGGCAUUUUAAUCAUGAAAUUCGAAAACAAUAUAAUAUAAGAAAAAAGCAUUUUCUAUUUUUUUAUGAUAUAUUUUGAAAAUAUUAAGAUAUAUUACUGCACUUAAAAUAAAAGAAUAUUGGAUGCAUUUAUUGUUGAAAGUUCGUAAAAAAGACAACUUUAGGAGUACUCCGUCUUUUCACAAAAAAUGGAAAAGGAAAUACAAUAUAUUUAUAAUUUCAUUACACGUAUUUCAUCAAAGUUAUAAUGUUAUAUUUAAUUGAAUUUUGGGAACAAAGUUUGUCUGUGAUGUCAAAUUUUGUUUUAAAAAUGGUAUUUGCAUUUUAAAGAGUGUAGAUCUUAGGUCGACAAAGUUUAAAUGUUUGUUUUUCUUCAUAUAAACCAUCAAAUAUUUCAUGUUCAAAAUAGAUAUCUUGUGUUCCAAGCACUCACUACUUCGUCAAACCAAACAUGGGUUAAUUUGUAUUAUAUCAUUAUAUCAUGUCGGCUUCGGUUAACGUGAGCAUUUUACUGAGGAAACAAAACAAUAGAAAACAACAUUAAACUCCAAAUUCAUACGAAGUUUGGCUCCCAGCUUUUCAUAUGAUUCGCCUGUCUGAGCUGGACUCCAAAAGUAAGUUUUCGUUUGGUUAAUUAACAUCAGUGUCAAUCAGCUUACAAAAAGAUCAAAUAUAUCAUUGCCCUCUAUCAUUCCGGUUUUUAAAAGACCACCUAUAGCAAAAAAUUAUUUUGUUAUCAAAUUGUUAUUUUUGUUUUGUAUUUGUUAUUUAUUUCAUACAUUUAUGCUAAUGUAUAGUCUAAUGAUUAAAGUUUGAUAUUACUUUU